GUACCGAAAGCACAAGGCUCAUCUAGCCACCACAAAGUAAAGAAAGAGCCCCCAGCAGGGGAUCUCGAUACCCCUUUGGGGCGGUAUCGGGAACCCAAAUGUCCCAAACUGAAGGAAAUGAAACCAAGCUCUCACGAAACCACUACAUGAAGAUAAGCGAGACCGAUAGCAAUAGUGGCAGGUCGAGAUACCCCGUGGUUUAGUUGGAUUGAACCCCUCUCGAGACAGCUGAAACAUUUGGUGCUAAAAGGAGUCCCCUCGCUCCUUGAUAGCAGAAUGAUAGAAUGACACACUCUACCAAUGGCUACCAGCACCUCCGAUACCCAUGACGAUGAUCAGCCCCACAGAGGGACUAUUCGUGAGGUCCAAUGCACGCUCGAGUUUCUCAGCCCAAAUGCUGAAGCGUGCUCAGUCAUGAUGACCAAUGCCACCAUAGCACUCGAGAUCGUGAUGCGUGACCUCAUGGAGACACGUGCACAGGCCGAGGCUGAGCGUACGGCUGCCGUAGUAGCACGUCGAGAGGUUGAAAAUAUGGCAAACCAAAACCACAUUCUCCGCGAGGCACUCCCGCGGAGAGUCAUGAAUAACGAGGCACUGGACAAGGCUGGCCAACAAGAGACCCCGAUACUGACCAUCAGUGGUGUCCCGACACCUGGGGUUUUCCUAACCAUAGACCCGGGUACCGGCCUAGUUGGCACAUUCGUCCCGCCCACAGUAGAAACUUCUGGAAGCCUCACGCACUACUAGAAUUUUGCUCAUAUACAUCGGCCAGAAACCGAUGAUAAAAAAAUUUCUACCGAUGUCUU
This is a messenger RNA of Rosa chinensis, 806 nucleotides long. RefSeq lists its product as uncharacterized. The coding region runs from base 301 to 747 and encodes 148 amino acids. NCBI's taxonomy places the organism in Eukaryota, Viridiplantae, Streptophyta, Magnoliopsida, Rosales, Rosaceae. The record is from RefSeq and is a predicted model, not a curated record. The transcript is spliced from 2 exons.